Molecule: messenger RNA, 1118 nt
Organism: Archocentrus centrarchus (flier cichlid)
Lineage: Eukaryota; Metazoa; Chordata; Actinopteri; Cichliformes; Cichlidae
Gene: atoh7
Product: atonal bHLH transcription factor 7
Exons: 1
Coding region: 174-605 (143 amino acids)
Biological process (GO): positive regulation of transcription by RNA polymerase II; axon development; sensory organ development
Cellular component (GO): nucleus
Molecular function (GO): DNA-binding transcription factor activity, RNA polymerase II-specific; E-box binding; protein dimerization activity
Source: RefSeq, a predicted model, not a curated record
UCUUCAGACUGACCACUCUCUGGAGUUACAAAUACUUGAGACCCGGCACAAAGGGCCCUCAGCUUGGAAAAAAAAAUUUAAGGCUCUAUCACAGAGGAUCAUCAAACCUGAAAGCAGGAGCCUCUCUGAUAAAUCUGUCAGCGCUGAGCGGUUUGAUUCUUCAAUCAAGAACCAUGAAGUCCCGUCGACCCAGCUGCACUGACUCUGGAUCUGAGUCCUCGGAGCCGGACUCCAAGAGCCCAGAGAAGUAUGAAACUGCCACGAGGCGCCGGAUGGCUGCCAACGCCAGAGAGAGGAAGAGGAUGCAGGGUUUGAACACAGCCUUUGAUCGCUUACGUAAGGUGGUCCCACAGUGGGGCCAGGACAAGAAACUGUCCAAGUAUGAGACCCUGCAGAUGGCCCUCAGCUACAUCGUGGCCCUCAACCGGAUCCUGACAGACGCCAGGAGGCACACUGCUCCUCACAGGCAGUGGCUGGACCUGCAGUUUGACUGCGUGCAGCCUGAAAACUACUCCUGUCUCAUGAGGUACGACUCUGCUACCGGACAGGAGUACAUCCACUCAUCGCUCUCCUAUGAGUUUGACGGGCAUGAGGUGCAUGCAUAAACUGCUGACAUUGGGUAGAUAAUCAGUCAUGUUGUUGGAUGAGAAUGACAAUGUGGAUAUUUUUCCUCCAGUCUAGGAGCCAGUAAAUACAUUUGUAUUGCAUUAUUUUUAUUUUAUGCAAUGAUGACAAUCGGAGAGGCUUCUGUUUGAGUUUGAAGCCUUUCAUUUGUUUUUUUCUAGGAAACCCAGCAAUGUUGAGCAGAUUUUUUGUUCAAAGUAUAGCAAUGAAAGAACUGUAGUGUAAUUACAGACUAUUAGAUUGUACUGAGGAUACAGGCAAUGGUGUAUUUUUUUAUCAGUUAUUUUAAUAUGGCCCUAAAAAGCUGUGCAAUGUUCAAUGCAUUAUGCAAAAAUCACUGUGGUCUUUGAUGCAUAGCUGAUGUCCAGAUGUAACUAUUUUCUCAAGCUGUAAAUGCAUGUUUGUAGAUUUGAAAAACAGAUCUUAUUUUUCACAGACUUUUCAUUUUUUUAAUUAUAGUUUUUCAUCCAAAAUAAAAAUAAUUUUGUAUGAAA